Messenger RNA from Aspergillus nomiae NRRL 13137, 1368 nucleotides. RefSeq lists its product as uncharacterized. Bases 1 to 1368 code for a protein of 455 amino acids. Lineage: Eukaryota; Fungi; Ascomycota; Eurotiomycetes; Eurotiales; Aspergillaceae. The record is from RefSeq and is a predicted model, not a curated record. Gene Ontology annotation, molecular function: glycosyltransferase activity. The transcript has a single exon.
AUGUCUUCAACCGUUGAAUAUUGUCUAAAACAUCGCUCCACAGCUGAGAUUAACACGUAUCCUGAUUCUCCUGCUAAUGGCGCGUUCUCAGAACUCCUUCUCCCUGCUAUUAUAGUGCUGAACAAGAGAUAUUACCCUAAUAAACAUGGAUCCGCAGCUACAGUGGGAACUGAGGCGUUAUCGAUGUCCGUCGUACAGGCAUUCAAGAGCAUGAAGGUCUUUUGUGGCAUCAUCCUCUACCAAAGGGACGAGACUAUUGAUGAACCAUCCAUAACCAUCCAAGUUAUUAACUUCAAUCCAUGUGCGAUACUCGCGUUCAAUUUUAACAUGAGCACCCCUAGCGUAGAAAAGGCCAUGGCUCUUGCCGCUAGCACUCUCAUGGAGAACUCUGGCUUCGAAGGCACUCCCAUGCUCUAUCAUCAGACAGAUACCCUUCUGGAAUAUCAUCCCUGUGAUUUGCCAUUUUGUGUCACUCAUCAUGCCCCAUUCCAUCGGCAUUUCUCUGAGGUUUUCUCUGAGGAAAUGGCAGCUCACGCGUACGGGGAUGCAGGCAAGGCGGAGCACCUGGCACGAAAGCAAGAAAUAGGGUUAAAGCUUCUCAAGCGCCGGGGAGAUGGCCACGUGCUGCAGAUUUCACGUUUACAGAGGAAGCUUCUCUUGUCUUACGGGGUGAACGCAGCGAAGAUCAGGGAGAUAUGUCCUUCCAUCCAACUCUCUAAUCCAAGCUACCAUGUCGAGAGCGAAAUUGCGGAGAUAUUCAACACCGACCGGAUUACGCUGUUCACGGCAGUUGCUCGAGUUGAUUACUUCAAGAAUGUUGAUCUCCUCGUUGAUGCAGCGGUAGCUUUGUGGUCACAGAAUGUCGCUGUGAGACUCUUUAUCGCCGGAGGUGCCAGCAUGGACAGCGUCGAGCUCCACGAACUGAGCAACAAAGUUCCCAGGCAGUUCGCUCAGUAUGCAACUUUCAGAUCCAAACUAUCUCGAACAUCACUUCAUGCUCUGCUCCGCCUUGCAAAGGAUAGGGGGGUUUUCAUCUGUACCUCUCGCUAUGAGACACUGGGAGUCACACCCUUGGGGGCAGCCCUAAGCGGGGUGACCACGCUCAUCGCCGAUUCAGGUCACGUUGAGGCGUCAAGAUAUUUUCCAGAGAGAUAUCGUUUUCGGCCAGUCAAAGAGGAACUAUGUCAAGUGAUUUCAAACUUACAAAGUCGAAAUUUGGCGUCUUUGGGAGAGGUGCUUCGAUGCCAUGUGGAAGCUCACGUCUCCGAUCAACGAUUCCAGAUGGACUUGUAUAAUGCUUGGGCAGAAUUUUCGCUGCAGUCGAAUCCUAUGCACCUCGAUGACUCCCAUGCCAGGGCAAUGAAUUGA